This is a messenger RNA of Anoplophora glabripennis (Asian longhorned beetle), 1444 nucleotides long. Its product is annotated as pancreatic triacylglycerol lipase-like. Bases 38 to 1012 code for a protein of 324 amino acids. The record is from RefSeq and is a predicted model, not a curated record. The transcript is spliced from 3 exons. Lineage: Eukaryota; Metazoa; Arthropoda; Insecta; Coleoptera; Cerambycidae. Gene Ontology annotation, biological process: lipid metabolic process. Gene Ontology annotation, molecular function: lipase activity.
AUAUAAAACAACUCAGUAAAGUUCAGACUGAACCAAGAUGAACACAGUCGUUGUCUUCUCUGUUUUAAUCGCUGUUGUUUUAUCUAGCUCAGCACCGCAAAAUAAUAAUGAGACAGACGACGUGGUGGACCAUAUUUUGGACGCAAUAGACGCUGUGGUAGGUCCUGAACUCGAAGUAGAAGAAUCGAAUAUAAUCUACUGGUUCUUCAGCAAAGAAAACCCCUCAAAUGGCAUCCCAGUCAACAGAGAAUCCAUAUCACAUUUGCAUGACACGUCCUUCAACACAUCAAGAGACACAAUCUUCAUUGUCCAUGGUUGGAGGAACACCAACAGUUCAGCCUUCAUCACUACAGUGAGAGAAGCCAUCGUGGCUAACUUAGACGUCAAUAUCUUCGUCGUUGAUUGGAGUGAUAUAGCAGCACAAAGCUACAUACCAGCUAGAACUUCAGUUCCAGACGUUGGAAAGUUUUUAGCACACUUCAUCGAUACUUUGGUAUCCGACUACAACCUGUCUUUGUCUCGCACCACUUUGGUUGGGCAUUCCCUUGGUGCCCAAGUUGUUGGCAUCGCUGGUGCCGCACUCAAUGGAAACGUGGCGGUUAUAGUCGGCUUGGAUCCAGCUCUGCCUUUGUUUGCGACUUCUGGUGUGGAAGACCGUCUAGAUCCUACUGAUGCGAAAUUCGUUCAAGUCAUUCAUACCAAUGGGGGUCUCAAGGGAUUCUUGUCUCCUAUAGGGGAUUCCGAUUAUUAUCCCAACGGUGGCAUGAGACAACCCGGCUGUGGUCUUGAUAUUGAUGGAAGUUGUGCCCAUGCACGGGCCUAUGAAUACUAUGCAGAAUCCUUGGAGGGCAGUGGGUUCGUCGGUGUGUCUUGUGGAAGUUAUUUGAGGUAUUCUGAUGGGGAUUGUGGGUCGGACAACACUUCUAUGUUGGGAACAAGCGAGAUCGAUACAAGUGCAUCGGGACGGUAUUAUCUGGAUACAAACAGUGGAUCACCUUAUGCCCAAGGUUAAAGUUAAUCUUCUGUAAUUUUUGUAAUUAAUAUAAGUGAAUACAAUUGCGAAAUCUGAUACUUUGUUCUGAUUACUUCUAAGUACAAAGAGAACAUUUCCAUUUUUAGAAAUAUUUUCAUAAAAUAUUUAACAAUUCUUAUUAUAAACGAUUUCGUUCAAAUAAAAGUAGAAAAUAUUGCAUUUCCGAUUACGCGGUUUUUGGAAAUUUGCGCAUUAAAACCAGCAACUGGAAAGACAAACGAGCAAUCGAUUCCAGGAUUCGAUAAACGUAAACAAUUCCAGCAAUACAGAACUGACAAUUAAAAUUAUUCCGAAUUAUAUAGUUAACAACUGUAGUUUAUUGUUUGAAGACUUGGACUGUAAAUUUACUACUUCUCAAGAUUUUUUUGCAAACAUCAAGGAUUUCUACUUUUAAUUAUUAUUAAAUAAUUU